AUGAGCGGCAUAUCCCUAGUUGGCGGCAGUGAGUGUCGGGUGAGUUCGGUGUUGGGCAGGAACACACGGGAGCUGGGCAAGAAGCACCUCUUUGACGGCUCGGCGGAGACCUGCUGGAACAGUGACCAGGGGACGCCGCAGUGGGUGGCUCUGAGGUGGCCCAGUCCUGUCCAGGUCACCUCCAUCACAGCUCAGUUCCAGGGCGGCUUUUGUGGUGCUGCAGACACCAUGGUGGAGGUGCCGCAAGAGGAGGGCAGCAGCGGGUGGCAGAUGGCACACCCCUGGCCCCUGGAGGACGUGGGCACCCCUCAGACCCUGCAGCUCCCCCAGCCCCUCACCACCAGCUCCCUGCGCCUCACCUUCCCCUCCUCCACAGACUUCUUUGGCAGAAUCAUCAUGUACAAGCUUGAUGUCUUGGGGAAGAAACUAUGA
Messenger RNA from Eriocheir sinensis (Chinese mitten crab), 432 nucleotides. RefSeq names its product nuclear receptor 2C2-associated protein-like. NCBI's taxonomy places the organism in Eukaryota, Metazoa, Arthropoda, Malacostraca, Decapoda, Varunidae. The transcript is spliced from 2 exons. Bases 1 to 432 code for a protein of 143 amino acids. The record is from RefSeq and is a predicted model, not a curated record.